GCUUUCGUAGCAAAAGCUCCUUAACGAAUUCUUGAUAUAAAGGCAUUGCGAUCAAACCUACCGUGAGAUGUUACCAAACGUUCAGUUCACUAAACAUAUCAGAUUUAUUAGAAAUAAUAUACGAAGUUAAAUUAGAACAAAUACUAAUAUAUCAAAAUGCCUUCUACUGGCAACACUCCAGAAAUCUCCGGUACCAAGAUCGAGCCACUCCGAUCCGAAGUCAAGUAUAACACACCGUACGAAGGGACAGACCGCGGCUCGGUGGGUUCUGACCAGACCAUCGACCAAGCCCGAAUCAACCCUCUCGGAGGCAAGGGCAAACACCAACACCCUGCUCCACAUGCCGACAGCCAAGGGGUAGUUGGCACAGCCGAGGGACUCGGGCAAACAAAGAUUGAGCCUCUGGAUAGUGAUGCAAAAGACCCGCAGAACCCAAGGACGGGUUUGGACGACGAGGCAGUCGAUGCUUCGAGAAUCUAUCCACUUGGUGAGGUUAGGGAGGACUAGGGAAACUGAUAUGUUAUUAUCACUGUAAAAUAGAACCAAUUUCUAAAUGAAAGGAGAAUGUAAGAAAUGGGAAAGAUGGAUUUGUGAAACCGUAUUUGAAUAAUAUGA
Molecule: messenger RNA, 615 nt
Organism: Daldinia vernicosa
Lineage: Eukaryota; Fungi; Ascomycota; Sordariomycetes; Xylariales; Hypoxylaceae
Exons: 3
Coding region: 157-507 (116 amino acids)
Source: RefSeq, a predicted model, not a curated record